Molecule: messenger RNA, 1399 nt
Organism: Punica granatum (pomegranate)
Lineage: Eukaryota; Viridiplantae; Streptophyta; Magnoliopsida; Myrtales; Lythraceae
Source: RefSeq, a predicted model, not a curated record
CAAUUUAAUUAUGACCUUUGGUUUUGAACUUUGACAGCAGGUAUCAUUAUAAAUAAAAACCCAGAACUAAGAAGAUGACGCUCUCUAAUAUUGAAAACAUAGUCUAAUACGACCAGAUGAGCCAUCGAAACAUGUCAGUUUCUAUUCAUUUCCUUACAAUCCUUGUGGCCCUCUUUAUCGCUCGGGCAAGUUGUAGAGCUCUGCUCUGGCACCCUGAGAACCGGACUGCGCUCUUCGUUUUCGGGGACUCUCUGUUCGACCCUGGAAACAAUAAUUUCCUCAACACGACAUCGCAGUACCAGGCAAAUUUCUAUCCUUACGGAGAGACCUUCUUCAAACAUCCAACUGGAAGAUUUUCCGAUGGCCGUAUUAUACCUGAUUUUAUAGCUGAAUAUGCAGGACUUCCGUUGAUUCCUCCAUACCUGCAGCCUGGAAAGUACGAGUUCAUGGGAGGGGCAAACUUUGCAUCUGCCGGUGCGGGUGCUCUUGCUGAAACUCAUUCAGGAUUCGUGGUCGACCUGAAGUCGCAGCUGAGGCAGUUCGAGAAAAUAGAGAAGCAGUUGAAGAAGAAUUUUGGGGAUGAAUUGGCUGCGAAAACAAUAUCGGAGGCUGUUUACAUGUUUAGCAUCGGAGGCAACGAUUACGGCUCCCCUUUCUUCACGAACUCCACUCUGUUCCAGUCCCAUUCUCACGAACAAUAUGUAGCAAUGGUGAUCGGGAAUCUUACUUCAGUGAUCAGUGGAAUACACAGCAAAGGAGGAAGGAAAUUCGGGGUCAAUAGCUUAGGGCCACUCGGUUGCCAUCCCGUUAUGAGAGCCCUAGAAGGCACUGGGGCUUGCUCAAAGGAACUCAAUGAGCUAGUGAAGCUCCACAAUGGAGCUCUUGCGAAAGCCCUCCAGAAGUUGGGGGCCAAAUUAGAUGGAUUCAAGUACUCGAACUGCGACCUUUUUUCCGUUGUCAUGGAACUGAUUGACAACCCUCCCAAAUACGGUUUCAAGGAAGGCAAGGAGGCAUGCUGUGGUUCAGGUCCCUACAGGGGAAGGACAAGCUGUGGGGGGAGGAGAGGGGAGACCGAGUACAAAUUGUGUCCGAACCCCUCCGAGCACAUCUACUUCGACUCCAGUCAUCCGCCAGAGAAGGCCAACCAGUACUAUGCCGAGUUGAUGUGGAGCGGAAGCAUCAAUGUAACUGGACCGUACAAUCUGGAAGAGCUGUUUAAGCCUAUACAUAGACAAACAAAAAAUUAAUUAUUGCGUUGUGACAAGUCAAGCUGUUCGGUUUCUACUUAAAAUAAUUAAACUGAAUCGUGAAUAAAUCGAUGUUUACUAGGUUUUUGGAUAUCAAGUACUGUUGACUGAAAAGGAAAAAGGAAAAAGCGAAUAGUACUCCAUUGUCUUGA